Molecule: messenger RNA, 3112 nt
Organism: Lontra canadensis (Northern American river otter)
Lineage: Eukaryota; Metazoa; Chordata; Mammalia; Carnivora; Mustelidae
Gene: TAF5L
Product: TATA-box binding protein associated factor 5 like
Exons: 5
Coding region: 124-1893 (589 amino acids)
Biological process (GO): regulation of DNA-templated transcription
Cellular component (GO): histone acetyltransferase complex; nuclear protein-containing complex
Molecular function (GO): transcription coactivator activity; protein binding
Source: RefSeq, a predicted model, not a curated record
CGGGGGCCCGGCUGAGCCGGCCGUCGGAGCGAGACCCUGCGGCAGAGACGACGGAGGCGGAAGCGACACGAUCGCGGAGGCGGCGGCGGCGGGAGGAGCCGGAGCCGCCUGGGAUGUUCAGUCAUGAAACGAGUGCGCACCGAGCAGAUUCAGAUGGCAGUGUCCUGCUACCUCAAACGCCGGCAGUACGUGGACUCCGACGGUCCCCUGAAGCAAGGACUGCGGCUCUCACAGACUGCUGAGGAGAUGGCAGCCAACCUCACAGUCCAAUCAGAAUCCGGUUGUGCCAACAUAGUGUCUGCAGCCCCUUGCCAGGCAGAACCCCAGCAGUAUGAAGUACAGUUUGGACGACUACGGAAUUUUCUCACUGAUUCUGAUUCCCAGCAUAGCCACGAAGUGAUGCCUCUCCUCUAUCCUCUCUUUGUCUACCUCCAUCUCAACCUGGUCCAGAACAGCGCGAAGAGCACAGUGGAAAGUUUUUACAGCCGCUUCCACGGGAUGUUUCUGCAGAACGCUAGCCAGAAGGAUGUCAUUGAGCAGCUCCAGGCCACUCAAACCAUCCAGGACAUCCUGUCUAACUUCAAGCUUCGAGCAUUCCUAGAUAACAAGUACGUGGUCCGUCUCCAGGAAGACAGCUACGACUACCUUAUCCGCUACCUCCAAAGUGACAACAACACCGCCCUGUGCAAAGUCCUCACCUUACAUAUCCAUCUUGACGUGCAGCCCGCCAAGAGAACAGAUUACCAGCUCUACGCCAGCGGCAGCUCCUCUCGGAGUGAGGGCGGCGGCCUCGAGCCCACCGACAUGCCUGCCCCUAUUCUACAGAACGAGGCUGCCCUGGAGGUCUUGCAGGAGAGCAUCAAGCGUGUCAAGGAUGGCCCUCCCUCCCUCACCACCAUCUGUUUCUAUGCCUUCUAUAACACAGAGCAGCUGUUGAACACUGCAGAAAUCUCCCCAGAUAGCAAGCUGCUUGCUGCGGGGUUUGACAACUCCUGUAUAAAACUGUGGAGUUUACGAUCCAAGAAGUUAAAAUCAGAACCCCAUCCAGUAGACGUGUCCCGCAUCCACUUGGCUUGUGACAUUCUGGAGGAGGAGGAUGAUGAGGAUGACAAUGCGGGCACAGAGAUGAAGAUCCUCCGGGGACACUGUGGACCAGUAUACAGCACCAGGUUCCUUGCAGACAGCUCAGGGUUGCUCUCUUGUUCUGAAGACAUGUCCAUUAGGUACUGGGACCUCGGCAGUUUCACCAACACUGUGUUGUACCAAGGACAUGCCUACCCUGUGUGGGACCUGGACAUUAGCCCGUAUAGCCUGUACUUUGCCAGCGGGUCCCAUGACCGCACCGCAAGGCUGUGGUCAUUUGAUCGGACGUACCCGCUGAGGAUAUAUGCCGGACACCUGGCAGAUGUAGACUGUGUCAAAUUCCACCCUAAUUCAAACUACUUAGCCACGGGCUCGACCGACAAGACUGUCCGGCUGUGGAGCGCUCAACAGGGCAACUCAGUGAGGCUCUUCACGGGCCACCGUGGCCCUGUGCUCUCUCUCGCCUUCUCUCCCAACGGUAAGUACUUGGCAUCAGCCGGCGAGGACCAGCGGCUGAAGCUAUGGGACUUGGCCUCUGGGACCCUUUAUAAAGAACUGAGGGGCCACACGGACAAUAUCACCAGCCUCACCUUCAGCCCGGACAGCAGCCUGAUCGCGUCCGCGUCCAUGGACAAUUCCGUGCGCGUCUGGGACAUCAGGAACACGCACUGCAGUGCACCUGCGGACGGCUCCUCGGGCGAACUCGUGGGCGUGUACACCGGGCAGAUGAGCAACGUGCUGAGCGUGCAGUUCAUGGCCUGCAACCUCCUUCUAGUGACUGGAAUCACACAAGAGAAUCAGGAACAUUAAAUUUUUUUUUUUAAUCUUUUGUCGUAAGGGACUGGGGCAGUCGUGGAAAGCCUCCGGGCUGCCAGUCUUAGGACACAUUGAGAUCGAAUCACUGACUGACUGUGAAAGACUCCCUGCUUCUCCCCCCCACCCCCUGCUCCCCCCAGCCCCGCCUCCAUCCCAUGCAAACAUCCUGAGCUCGUCACCCCUUCGCUCGCUGUCCCCCCGCCCCCCCAUAAUGUCGAAGGACCGGAGGGGGAAGGUGCUGUGAUUGGACGUGAGACGGAGAAGGAAGAGGCUCCAGAGGUCAGACUGCGAGUUCCCACAAAGAUCCCGCCUGUGUCCUCGUGUGAGCACCUUUGUGUCUCUGUCUCAUUUUCCCGUGCGUAAGAGAUGCUGCUUACCUCGCCGCCGGGUGCUGCGUUUGGGUCCGAGGAUGGUUGUAGGGCACCCUUACGAGGAGCGGUGCCACCUGCUCAUGGCUGCUCCGUCGGCCGGUGCAGGGGGCUCUUUACUGGUGUAGGAAGGCAGGGCUGGGAACUAGGACGAGGGGCAGGGGUCAUCCUGGCAAAAAGUCUCUCCUUUUCCGUAAUUACAGAGAACCAGGAUUUUUUAUUAUUAUAAUUAUAAUUAUUAUUAUUAUUGAGAAGAGGAAACCUAGCACUGGCAGAGGGGCCUUCUCUGCUCUCAUCUUUCAGGUUUUACUCCUGGCACUGGCUGUGAUACUUGGAAUCUUGAGGUUCAGGGAAUUCAGAGAAUUGGGUAGCACAGUGUUUGGGGAGAAAGGGAAACUUUCUGGGUGAUGGAAGGAUCACUCCAGCUGACAUGUCUAGAAGUGGGGCGGGUGGGGGGAGGGUUGGUUUGAGAAAGUCCUGGGCUCCCGCAGUGAUGGUGGGAGAGGAAGAGGUUCCUCACGGCUGCACUUGUAUGAACAGUUCUCUCCCCCGAAAGGACAGAUGGUGGUAAAGAAAUGAAAAGGAUUGGAAGCGAUAAGUCAAAAGAUAGAAUUAGAAGAUGUGAAAUUUCCAAAUGCCCAUUUAUUUGGAGGUGCGAGGCUCUCUCAACGUCUUUUCCUCCUGCCAUCAUUGGCUCCCACCUCCUGCAUUGCAAUAGCGGUUUAACGAACACUUUGUGAAACAAAUCGUAAGUACAUAUGCACGCAUCCAAAACUGUGCUUUGAGGAUAAAGCGAGUUCAAAUUCAUGGAAAAAAGGAUUAAAUAUUUCUGUUUUCUGAAAAGA